Molecule: messenger RNA, 619 nt
Organism: Paramecium pentaurelia
Lineage: Eukaryota; Ciliophora; Oligohymenophorea; Peniculida; Parameciidae
Source: the annotation of a GenBank genome assembly
AAUGAUCAUAAAAGUUGGUCACCUUAAUGGUGAAGUUAAACUAUAUGAUUUAGCUGAUUAAACCUCAGCUGGUCAUUUAAUGUAACUUAUUCAAUCUGAAUUGGGUUGUGAAGUUUCAUUGGUAAAUUCUGGAGAAGCUGUAGCAGCAUCUGCAUUAUUAGGUAAUUACAACCACUCAUUAAUUAUAGGAAAUGAUGGAAUUUAUUAUGUAACUGUUGAUGCAGAAGGAGGAAAGAAGAAAAAGAAGAAGAAGAAGAAUUUUGCUAAACCCAAAAAGAAGAAGCACCGACACCGAAAAUUAAAAUUGGCAACACUUAAGCUAUAUACCAUUGACAAUAAAGGUGUUGUUUAAAGAUCUCACAAACAAUGUCCAUAAUGUCCAUAAGGUGUAUAUAUGGCUAAGCAUUUUGAUAGACACUAUUGUGGUACAUGUCAUUAAACAUUUAGAAUGGAUGAAGCAACUGUAAGAAUUUAUUAAUAAUUAUUUAGAUCAAAGCCAAUUUAGAAGCUAUCAAAAAAUAAUAAGCAGCUAAAGCAGCAGCUGCAGCAGCAGCAGCCCCAGCAGGAGGAGCUGCAGCUGGAGGUGCCGCUGGUGGUAAAAAAGGAAAGAAAAAGUGAU